This is a messenger RNA of Heterobasidion irregulare TC 32-1, 1949 nucleotides long. RefSeq names its product major facilitator superfamily. The record is from RefSeq and is a predicted model, not a curated record. The coding region runs from base 128 to 1780 and encodes 550 amino acids. Gene Ontology annotation, cellular component: fungal-type vacuole membrane. Gene Ontology annotation, biological process: basic amino acid transport; transmembrane transport. Gene Ontology annotation, molecular function: basic amino acid transmembrane transporter activity. NCBI's taxonomy places the organism in Eukaryota, Fungi, Basidiomycota, Agaricomycetes, Russulales, Bondarzewiaceae. The transcript is spliced from 19 exons.
CCGGUGUACACGGAUUAUGACGCGGUGGAUCGGGAAGGAAAAGAUGUGACCGUCCUCAAAGCACGCCUUGCCCACAGUCCCUUCGCAUGCACCUCCCUCCCUUGCUCAGCGCGCGUCCCCUCUCACAAUGUCUUCCAGGUCCUCUUCCGAGACGCGUCCUCUGCUCCACGGUCAACCAACACCCACCCGUGCCGUUCAGCACCCCGCUCUCACCAAAAAACCGUCGGGCGCAGACCUCGCUUGGGUCUUGGCCGGCCUGUGGAGCGCGGUCUUCCUCGGUGCACUCGAUGGAACCAUCGUCGCAACCCUCAUGACGCCCAUCGGCAGUCACUUUCAAAAGUCAAAUCAGGCAUCUUACAUCGGAACCUCCUACCUCUUGUCCGUGUGCUGUUUCACGCCCCUCUACGGACGGCUGUCGGACAUCCUCGGUCGUCGAGGAGCAAUGCUCUUGGCCCUCACAUUGUUCGGCCUGGGUACAAUCUUAUGUGGUCUGGCGCCCUCCAUGGAGGCUCUCAUCGCGGCUCGUGCAAUAGCCGGCAUGGGCGGAGGUGGUGUCAUGACAGUGUCCAGCGUCGCCGUGACAGAUCUCAUUCCUCUAAAACAGCGUGGAUUGUACCAGGGUUUGGCAAAUAUCUUGUUCGGUCUUGGUGCUGGUAUAGGCGGUCCAUUAGGUGGAUGGUUGAACGAUACCUUCGGAUGGCGGUCCGCUUUUCUCUUUCAGAUUCCGGUGCUCGUGUUCUCUUUCGUCCUUGUUCUGCUCAAAGUAUCGAUUGAGAUGCCAAUAGAGGUCAAACAACAGAGCCUCUAUGCUAGGAUACGCCGGAUGGAUUUCUUUGGUUCCGUGACACUCGUGGGCACCGUUGGCUCUCUGCUUCUUGGUUUCAGCCUCAAGUCAAGCGAGAACCUGAUGUGGUCGGAUCCCCUUAUCUGUGGUCUCUUCAUCGCAAGCGCCGUCUUUGGCUUCUUGUUCGUUCUCGUGGAGAGUCUAUGGGCCCCCUAUCCGGUGAUGCCUCUACGACUCAUCACACAGCGCACCCCUCUGGCCGUUUCAUUCGCAAACCUAUUUGCGAGCAUGUCCGCCUUCUCAAUGUAUUUUACCGCUGUCCGACUAGCUUCAUCUGCCAAUGCAGGCUUACAUUUACUUCCUCACUCGGUCGCACUCUCGACAGGCAGUGUCUUCGCCGGCUGGAUCAUGCGUCGCACCGGCAAGUUGUAUACGCUGACUCUCGUCUCCGUCCUGAUGACGGUCAUGGCGAGUCUUCUGGUCGUGCAAUGGAGGGAUGCCUCGGCCACCUGGCACUUGUGGUUGGAUAUCGUUCCUCAAGGUUUCGGAAUGGCCAGCCUGAUCACUAGCACGCUCAUUGCCAUGAUCGCCGGCGUCACCAAAGGGGAUGUGGCCGUGGCCACUGGCAUCACGUAUCUUUUCCGCACUACCGGCCAGGUCCUAGGUGUCAGUUUAAGUGGUGCCGUGCUCCAAGCCGUCCUUCUACAGAAACUUAGAGAACGUAUUCAAGGCCCCGGCGCCGCUGAGAUCAUAUCGAGCAUCCGCCAUUCAACGGAUAUCAUCGAGACUCUCGAGCCGGAGCUCAAGCGAGCCGCCAUCAGUUCUUAUGCAGACGCUCUGCGCGUCGUAUUUAUAUGCCAAGUGGCAUGUAACGUUAUUGCCUUUUUAUGGUGCCUGCCAAUCCAAGAGAAUCCCCUACCGGGAACUCACGAAGAGCAGGAGGCACAGUUUCGUCGGAACCAGGCUGAUCAGAACAGAAGGGAUUCAGAAGCCUGACGAAGCGAAGCUGUGGAUCGGAGUAGAUUGGAUAUACUUGCAUAUAUAUUGCACAGAGACACAUUUAUAGUAUCGGGGCAGUCAUUGACGCCACGCACGAUGUAUACUUAUACCACCCUACCUGUUCAUACCUCAUCCUAUACGAAUAGCGACUAAAUCUUGACCAUUC